GUUUGCAGUCACUUCAAAGCAUAUUCAGAACUCUGAAAUAUUUCAUACCCAGCAGUUGGCAUCCUCACUCCGAAAUGUCCUCGCACCUACAGGGCCACUGUGCAGCAGGGCGCAACAGUGUUCCCAUUUUGACCAUCGACCUGUGCAGUCCGGAAAAGCGGCCAGCAAAGCGCAGGUGCAGCGAGCUCGGAGAUCCGGAGGAUCCCUACAGGUGCCCCAUUUGCUUGGAGUAUGUGCGUCGACGCCAACCGGCUGCCACCCCUUGUGGCCACGUCUUCUGCUGCAAGUGCAUCGAAACGGCCAUCUGCCAUUUCAAGAAGUGCCCAAUAUGCAACAGGAAACUGACUGAUAGGCAAAUAAUUCACAUAUAUCUUUAACUUUAUUGAAAAUUCCGUUUUAAUUGCUUCGUUGUGUUUUAUUAAAUUUAUUGCCUCGUUA
Messenger RNA from Drosophila teissieri, 438 nucleotides. RefSeq names its product postreplication repair E3 ubiquitin-protein ligase RAD18. Bases 75 to 377 code for a protein of 100 amino acids. Gene Ontology annotation, biological process: positive regulation of transcription by RNA polymerase II. The record is from RefSeq and is a predicted model, not a curated record. NCBI's taxonomy places the organism in Eukaryota, Metazoa, Arthropoda, Insecta, Diptera, Drosophilidae. The transcript has a single exon. Gene Ontology annotation, molecular function: transcription factor binding.